Protobothrops mucrosquamatus (brown spotted pit viper) is the source of this 789-nucleotide messenger RNA. Its product is annotated as solute carrier family 2, facilitated glucose transporter member 5-like. Gene Ontology annotation, cellular component: membrane. NCBI's taxonomy places the organism in Eukaryota, Metazoa, Chordata, Lepidosauria, Squamata, Viperidae. Bases 1 to 789 code for a protein of 262 amino acids. The record is from RefSeq and is a predicted model, not a curated record. Gene Ontology annotation, molecular function: hexose transmembrane transporter activity. Gene Ontology annotation, biological process: monosaccharide transmembrane transport. The transcript is spliced from 6 exons.
AUGACCUCUUCAAUCUUGAUGAGUGUUGAAAGUUUUGUCCUUGGCAUCGAAUUCACCUUUUUAGCUCACUUGAUCACUGGAUUAUCUUUAGGUUUCAUUUUAAGUAUUGUUCCCUUAUAUGUGGGUGAAAUAGCCCCCAGGAAUCACCGAGGAGCCCUCAUUUUCUUACACCAGUUCUUUUUAAAUAUCGGUAUCCUGAUGGCUCAGAUACUUUCAGUAAAGGAAAUCCUAGAACUCUCAGAAGGUUGGUCUAUACUGAUGGGUAUGGUAGGGCUUCUAACCUUGGUUCAACUGUUUCUACUGCCCUUCAUACCUGAAUCUCCGAGGUACUUAAUGAUUUAUAAGAGAAAUGAACCGCAAGCAAGAAAAGUCCUGAAGAUGCUGAGAGAGACAGAUGAUGUGGAUAAUGAAAUUGAAGAAAUGUAUCAGGAGGACCUCGCUGAGGGUAAUAACAAAGACAUGACUCCACUGAAACUAAUACGGACCUCAAGUAUGCGAUGGCACAUCAUCACGAUAGUUGUCAUCAUGGCUGGUUCACAGCUCAAUGGUAUAAGUGUGGCAUACUUUUAUACAGAGCGGAUUUUCUUGAUCAUGCCUAUGAAGAGGAGCGACGUGAAGUACUUAACUACUGCAAUGAUCGUUAUUCUGUGCUCCUCUGUUCUACUAGUGAUUCUUCUGAAGUUUAGGGAGUCAAAGAGGCUGCAGAACAUGAAGUGGAAAUUCUUCAAUGAAAAGUACAACAUUUGUGGGAAACUGCAUAUGGGUUUAGAUGCACAUUAUUUUGCGUGA